AUGCUUCUGUGUGACAUAGCAGUACUUCUACAUGGCUUCUUGCAUAGUAAGGAGCACUCUGUUAAUCUGGUUUUUCUCUAUGCCUCCCACUUCUGUCAGUUUGAGUCCGUCCCUGCUGCCCUGGCUGCCUUCUAUCUGUGGUGCUUUUGCUGCUCCCACAGCAGGUGGGAUUAUAGGAGAGUAAUUAUUUUGAUGGACUUGGAAGUUGUGAAAUCUGCUGAAGAAGUUGGAUUAAAGAUUGGGAAUCCAGUGCCCUAUAAUGAAGGACAUGGGCAGCAGCAGCAGCAGCAGCAGCAGCAAGCAGUUCCUUCCCCAGCCUCCGCAGCGACACCACCAGCCAGCAAGCCCCAGCCACAGAAUGGGAGCUUGGGAAUGGGCUCCGCUGCAGCUAAGGCUUAUGGUGCCUCAAAGCCGUUUGGAAAACCUGCCGGAACUGGCCUGCUGCAGCCUUCAGGUGGGACACAGUCCAAGGUAGUGCCCAUCGACAGCCUCACCCCCUACCAAUCCAAGUGGACUAUUUGUGCCCGUGUCACCAACAAAAGUCAGAUCCGGACCUGGAGCAAUUCCCGGGGGGAAGGAAAACUUUUCUCUAUAGAACUUGUUGAUGAAAGCGGUGAAAUCAGAGCUACCGCUUUCAAUGAGCAGGUGGACAAGUUCUUUCCCCUUAUUGAAGUGAACAAGGUGUAUUACUUUUCAAAGGGCACUCUGAAGAUCGCUAACAAACAAUUCUCAGCUGUUAAAAAUGACUAUGAGAUGACCUUCAAUAAUGAGACUUCUGUCCUUCCCUGUGAAGAUGGCCAUCACUUACCCACAGUUCAGUUUGAUUUCACAGGGAUUGGUGACCUAGAAAGCAAGUCUAAAGACUCACUAGUAGACAUAAUUGGAAUCUGCAAGAGCUAUGAAGAUUCAACUAAAAUCACAGUGAAGUCUAACAACAGAGAAGUUUCUAAGAGAAAUAUCUAUUUGAUGGACAUGUCAGGGAAAGUGGUGACUACAACUCUGUGGGGAGAAGAUGCUGACAAGUUUGACGGUUCUAGGCAGCCUGUGAUGGCCAUCAAAGGAGCCCGAGUUUCUGACUUUGGUGGACGGAGCCUCUCUGUCCUAUCAUCUAGCACUGUCAUUAUGAAUCCUGACAUCCCAGAGGCCUAUAAGCUUCGUGGAUGGUUUGACUCAGAAGGACAAGCCUUAGAUGGGGUUUCCAUCUCUGACCUCAGGAGUGGAGGGACCGGAGGGAGCAACACCAACUGGAAAACUUUGUAUGAAGCUAAAUCAGAGAACCUGGGCCAGGGCGACAAGGCGGACUAUUUUAGCACUGUGGCAACGGUGGUGUUCCUCCGCAAAGAGAACUGUAUGUACCAGGCCUGCCCAACCCAGGACUGCAAUAAGAAAGUGAUCGACCAGCAGAAUGGGUUGUAUCGCUGUGAGAAGUGUGACCGGGAAUUUCCCAAUUUCAAAUACCGAAUGAUCUUAUCGGCAAAUAUUGCAGAUUUUCAGGAGAACCAGUGGGUGACGUGUUUCCAGGAGUCCGCGGAGGCCAUCCUUGGACAGAACACUGUGUACCUCGGGGAACUCAAAGAGAAGAACGAGCAGGCGUUUGAAGAGGUUUUCCAGAAUGCCAACUUUCGAUCAUUUACGUUCAGAAUCCGGGUCAAGCUGGAGACCUACAAUGAUGAAUCUCGAAUUAAGGCCACUGUGAUAGACGUGAAGCCCGUGGACUACAGAGACUACAGCAGAAGGCUGAUCAUGAACAUCAAGAAGAACAUUUGAUGUGAGCAAGUACCACUGGUGGCCAGAAUUGGAUGGAGAGCAAAGAACAGAAACAGAAAGGCUUCCUUCCCACCCCCACGGGACAACUCCACAGUGAAGGUCCUCUAGGGGAGACUGGCAGCCUAAGACAGUGUGCUCAGAGGGCAGCGUAGCAGCAGUCCCUCCUGUCUUCCGGCUUUGUCGGAUUUAAUGAAAUUUUGUUAUCUUCAAACAGAAAUUAUGUCACAAGUCAUUGACCCUACUCUGGAUAAUGAGACAAAUUACGUAACCUGGAGUUUGCUUCUCCAGUGGUGGCACCUUUUUGUCUUGGGUUGCUCCUGGGGGAAGUAAGAGUGGGGGAGAACCCAGGUGUUUAGAGGAUGUAUCUGCCUGGAAUCAAAGGCUCGAUUUUGCAGUGGUAUCACAUGGUUGUUAAUGCUUGGAAUGGCAAAAAGGUAGAAUUAUUAAUCAAAGGCCUAUCGUUAAUAUCUGAAUAUCCUUCCUUCAGGGUUUAAUAGGUUUAAUAGACUGAGUCAGAUGAAUCUGAUAUUAAUCAAAAUUGUCUCUUCUGAGGACAGCUGAUAAGCAUUGACUUACUGUCCCCUUGGGGAAAAGCAAACCCCAAAUUGCAUAAUUUACCUCAUUCUCCACAGAGUAGGGUCAGUUACUUAUGACAUAAUUCCUGUUUGAAGAUAACAAAAUCUUAGUAAUCUGACAAAGCCUGAAGACAGGCAGCACUGGGGCAUCCAGGCCACUACAGAGCACUGCUUGAGUUUCCAUCAGUUAACGAUACACUUAGUUGCCAGACGGACCUGUACCUUUAUUAAAGCUAUGUUGAAUAGAAUUUUUUUCCCUUUGUUUCCCUUGCUUUGUUUGAAUAAACAGUAUAUCUUUGUGGAUCCUA
This is a messenger RNA of Mastomys coucha (southern multimammate mouse), 2650 nucleotides long. It is a transcript of the gene Rpa1, whose product is annotated as replication protein A1. The coding region runs from base 1 to 1767 and encodes 588 amino acids. Gene Ontology annotation, molecular function: damaged DNA binding; single-stranded telomeric DNA binding. The record is from RefSeq and is a predicted model, not a curated record. NCBI's taxonomy places the organism in Eukaryota, Metazoa, Chordata, Mammalia, Rodentia, Muridae. The transcript is spliced from 15 exons. Gene Ontology annotation, cellular component: DNA replication factor A complex; nucleus. Gene Ontology annotation, biological process: nucleotide-excision repair; DNA replication; telomere maintenance via telomerase.